CGGAGUACGCUCGCUAGUCUGACGUACCCAACGUUCGUGAUAAACGCUCGCCGCAAGCUUGGCGCCGCGGCUGCUGUGUAUGUGGGUAGGUGUAGAUCGUGCGGGUGAAUAAGAGUGCAGUCGCUCGGCUGUUUUGACAAAAAUAAUAUAUUUAUGUAUAUAUAUACAUCGUCUUUUCAAACGUCGCAGUUUUCUAGCAGUGGAAUUCAUCUCGCCAACACAUCCAAGUCGGAAAACUACGGAAGUACUCCACAGAAAUUUCGUCUGUCCCUGCCAGCCAAGAAAAGCGACCUCAAUUGCCGAGCCCUGUCGCCCACUUGUCACCGUCGCCCACAUUCGUACCGUGCGUGCGUGGUUGCUCUGGUUUGUUGUGCACCGACACAGGACGACCGCACAGGCGGCUCUGUCAAAGAAACAGGUAUACCUGACAGGAAGGCUUCUUUUUGAAAAGGUGAGCGCAGCAGGUGUUGAGAGAAAGAGAGUUGGGACGAGGCAGGAGGAGAACCUGGCGCUCGUCCUCAGCACCGGGGUAUUUUCUAGUCUUCGAUCGUCGGGUGAUCGUCAGACGCUGACGGUCGGUCACACCCGGGGUGAGGCAGGAAUAGGGCUGGCAGUGAAAUCAAUGGCGCGAUCAACAAAGAAUCCGACGGACAAGUCUGGAAUAAAUGGUGUUGGGGAUGAUAUAACGACGGCAAGAUGUCUAAAACGAGGCUGAACUUUGAGGUGGAAGCUAAGAUGAGAGUUGAGGCUUUUGUCCCAGAGCCUGUCCUGCAGACUUGACAAAUACAGGAAGCGACCUUUGGUCUUCGAAGCAGCACAGGGAUGAGCCCGGACUGAAAGGAAUCUUCCUUCUCCUCCCCACUUGACGACGAACGACUGAGACGGGUGAGGGGAGGGUGCAGAGGGGAGAGAACUACAAAGGGUCCUGACGAUGAGAGCGCGAUGUCGCUGGCGGUCCCUGGGCUUGGUCCUGCUCGCCCUUAUCGUCGCCUUGAACAUCUGCAUCAUCUUCACGCUGCCGGAGGCUCUGAAGAGCGAGGUCUUCUCCGCCGAAGACGUGGGCAACGUCCAGUCGCUGUACGACAGCCACGACGACAACCACUCGCGGGGGCUGGCCUCCCACCUGCAGCUGCCGCGACGUCACCUCAACAAGAGCAACUUCACCUCCGACAGCUUUGGCACCGACGGCAACGGCAGCCUAGCAGGAGGUAGGGGCGGCACGUUGGUGGCUGCCGUGGGAGGAGGAGCAGCCUGGGAGGAAGGCGAAGGGGGAGAACACCCCUCGCGUAAUGAGCGACCAAAGGGAGAUAAGUUCGCCUCCACGGAGGAGGGCAACGAGGACGCUGCCGAGGACAUCUCUUCGGCCGAGCGACGAUCGCGUCUGGAGGAGACCGGAGGGGAGGGCAACUCCUCGUGGAGAGACUACACGGACUCGGCCGUGGACACCUUCGUGGACAUGCUGUGGAACAAAGAGAUGCUGGACGUCCUCCAGGACUUUGAGGGUUUGGAGCAGGAGGACUACUGGGCUUUCAUUAAGCGACAGCGCUUGCGGCGCAACAAGGGCGUGGCAUUGGCUGCAUACAAAGAUUACAAGCCGAUGACCAACUGGGAAAAAUUUCACGUGGGAAUCCAUCAACAUUAUUUGUAUGACCCGGAUGAUCCAGCUAUUGCAGACCUGCUUGAGGACAUGGCCACCAAAGAGGUUGUAGAUAUAGAGCAAAAAGAGGGAGGAACCCAGCUCAAACUACUCGUGACUUUUGAAGAUGAAGGACAGGCGUUGUUCAAACCAAUGAGGUUCCCGCGCAACACGGAGACGCUACAUCACUUCUACUUCGCGGACUUCGAGAGACACCACGCUGAGAUCGCAGCCUUUCACCUGGACAGGGUGCUAGGGUACAACCGGGUACCUCCAGUGGCAGGACGAAUCUUCAACAUCACGAGAGACAUCCACCGACAUGCGGACAGCAAGUUCGCGCGCACUUUCUUCAUCUCUCCAGCGGGAAAUCUGUGUUUCCAUGGACACUGUUCCUAUUACUGCGACUCCGGCCACCCGAUUUGCGGCCACCCGGAUAUGCUGGAGGCCUCUCUAAUGUCCUUCCUUCCGCCGGAAAAGAUGGCGAACAGACAGACAUGGCGCAAUCCCUGGAAGCGAUCCUACAGCAAGCACCGCAAAGCCUACUGGGAAGUCUACGAUGACCUGUGCGAGAAGGUCAAGGACCGAACACCUUACGACACUGGUCGGCUUCUGGAUAUUGUGGACAUGUCAGUCUUGGAUUUCUUGAUGGGCAACCUUGAUCGCCAUCACUAUGAAACGUUUCGGGAGUUCGGUAAUGACACCUUCCUCAUCCACCUUGACAACGGCCGAGGAUUUGGGAAGUCCGCGUUAGACGAGAUGUCGUGCCUGGCUCCCAUGAUGCAGUGCUGCUCCAUCCGCAUGUCGACGCUGCAGAGGCUGGUGCGUCUGUACCGCGGGCCGCAGCGGCUGAGCGCCGUGAUGAGGGCCGCCCUGCUGCACGAUGCUGCGGCCCCCGUACUGCUGCAGCCGCAUCUGGACGCCCUGGACCGGCGCGUGGCCAAGGUGCUGCGAGUCAUCGCCGACUGCGCCAGCAGCAAACCCAUCCACGAAGUCGUCGUAGAUGAUGGCGUGUAUUGACCUAAACCCUGACUCUCGGGAGGUGAAGAAGACGAAGAAGAAAAAGAAGAAGAAGAAGAAGAAGAAGAAUUAUUUUUGUCCGUGGUUGCAAAUAUUGUCACGGUGCUUCAUGUUACAGGACAUUGGUCUUCAAAAUUGUCUGGGAACAAACAAACAAGCAAACAAAGAAUUGAACGCAUUGAAUGCCCAGUUACUCAUCUGGAAAUACGAUGAAAUUCUAUUUUAGAAAUGCAGUGAACACCCCUUUGUCUCAUGUAGUGAUUCGUGUUAUGUCUCAUUAUGGAGGGACGAGAACUUGAGGAAUGUUGUGCCCUCGCCUGACUUUCUCUCGGAGAACAAGACUCGUACAGUCAAAACCAUUUUGUGCUUUGGCUUACGGAUAUCUGAAGCACAAUUCCUUUCUACUUCGAAUCCGGUGUGUGCGACAGACUGAAAACUUUUUAACCAGUCUGCUUCAGAACAUUUCAGACUUUACGAAUAGUUCGUACUUUUGAGACAUUUAAGCCUUUUGGGACCAAAGUUAUUCAACAGGACGAACUGCUCGCUGUUUUGUGGACUUUUAUGACAGACGGUGGGAUUUACGCAUAUGUGACUUAUUUAUGGUGAUUUGGUGUACAUUUUCGUCUGUGAAAGGGAAUAAGUUGCGAAAAAAAAAAUUAGCAAAAACAAGGAGCGUUUACUGAUGGUCAAGUAGGUUCUAAAGAACAGACAGUUGUCGGAUCCAUCUUGUCCGACAUGAAUUACUUAACUAGAGCCCUUUAUAAUGAUAAGGUGUAUUUUUAAAGAAAAAAUAAUUUAGAGAAUUAUAUUAAGGGCAGCUUGAGAACGGUCCUCCUGAUGUUUGAUAUCAGCCGCGUUUAUACAGCACGUGCUGUGUCGGUCAGUGGACACAGUGCACCACUCACCAGUUUCAGAAAGGACGAAAAGUUGCUCGAUUGUACAAGUGUGAAAGUAGUUCGCUGUGUUAUUUCAGACAAAGAUGAAUGCUAUUAAAAUAAAAACGCCAAUAAUAUAGACCUUAGAGACAUUUCUCUCGCAAGGCCUGCUGGGAAGACGUUUGAUCUCUGUGCCAUUGAUGUGUGUCGUGUGCAAACCGCGCUGCUGAUCAGUGCGCAACUUUAGUUCUUUGUAAUAUAUUAUUAUUGCAAUAAUUACAUAAUUAUACAGAACUGGACCAAACUAAAGUGUAAUUUUUAAUUAUUUCCGCCUUGGAAUCAGCCUCGCCAGACAUAUUGUGAAAUGGCCGAGAGCGGCGGACACACGACCUACUCGCUUCCAUGUUCACAGUCCCUGAUCAUGUUUAUUGAAAACUCCGAGGAAUAUAUAUAUACUCUCAUUUAGGUGAAGAUCAGACUUUGAAAUGAGGAGUCAAUGCAAACUUUAUCUGUGAGUUUGAUUGCGCGUACAAAUGUGUGUGUGUGUGAGUGAGAGAAAGAGUGUGUUUACAUGAACAUCCUAUAAUUAUUAUGUAUGAGUUUCUUUGAUCUUUGUCGGCGGCGAUGGUUUCAUUGACUUUUUCAUUGAUUUAUAUUUGGACGUCGGUAUCACUUUGUGUUUCUUCGUACAUUAUGACUCCAUGAAACAUGGCCGUUGUGUCGGUCGGUAAGUGCCUUUAAUUCUUUGUAAGCGUUUAACUGUAAACAAGUGAAAUGACUCGUGACUGCCGGCCUGUGUUCAUGAACUGUCGGCUGCAAGCAACAAGUUUUAGAUAACUCAACUGCUAUCGACUGCAGGAAAACAGUUUGUAGAUGUUGCCCGAAAUUAACAAUUAGUGGUUUAAGUGGCGAGUGUCAGGCAGUGUGUAAGACAACGUUUAAUUAAAGCGCUAGUAGGGUGUAAAAUGUUUCUAAUGAGCGGGAAAGUUCAGUGCAAGAUGCUUUUUCCCCAGUUCUGAGUAAAUACUCCAACGAAUAUCACCAUGCACAGAAAGAGGACAAGAACCCUGACGUCAGCAUAGUACUAGGAGACGUUUAUGUGAAAAAGCUCAGUCAAUGGAAGAGCUGGGAAAUAUGUUAAUUAGGAAUAUCAUGGAGUCACGAUUUUGACUUCUUUCUGUGCAUGGCGAUGUUUGUAGAGGUCUAAACUUUCCAAAAUUUUAACAGCAGAUUUCAAUUUUAGCUUAACAAGACUUCAGUUCUAUUGAAAGUGUGAGAAGGACUUCAAUCCUAGCUUUACAUGAUAACAGACCAGUUUAGCAAACAUUUGAUAGUAAACUUUGUUUACUUGAAGCGGAAAUUAACUGUCGAUGGACGUUGAGAUUUUAUAAUCCCUUUCGACUUCACUUCAACUUUAGCAAACCCUAAAAUUGUUGAUUGCCUUCAGUGUUGACAGCUCUUAGUGAUAAUAGUGAUGUCAGCAAUUUGAACCAAAGAAAGGCCACGCCAACAAACAAACGAACGGAGGAAAAAAGUAACAGAAAUAAGAAUAUAACUACACUGUUUAUUCAAACCAGAUUCUGCCUGGUGAUGGAACAACCACGUAACCAGAUUAGUUCACUGCAAGAUAUUACUGUAAAUUGUUGCUUAAUUCCACAUUGUUCUUUGUAUAAUCAGUGAGUUUGAUGGGAACAUAGAGGGUGAGCUGCGUGGACCACGCCAGCUAUUUCCACUGACAGCUAGGAUGAUCGAAUAAUUGGUUCAUAAGCCAAAAUAAAGUGUGUGUGUGUGUGUGUGUGAGAGAGAGAGAGAAAUAUCCAGAUAGAAAAAAAAAGAUGACCUAUGUUUGACAUGAACUUAAUCUUAAGUAUGUGAAUAAGAAAUGUCAAUCUUCGUGAAUGACUACAAACAUCUGGCUUAAAAAUUGUGAACAUUCUGUUUAAUUUACAGUUCAGACCAAUGUUUGACAUGUACAAGGAGUGUGAACAAGCUUCGAUUACUUCGGAGUGAAAGCAGCCCACUGCUUGACCCGCGACUGUUUUAGUCAGUGAAUCAUGACCUUCGACCUCCAGACUGUCAACACCAGCGAUUAUCUUCACACCCUUGUUGGUGCUUACAAAUUGUUCUGUCAUGGUUGUCAUGUAGCCUCAGUAGUUCUCCGCCUUCAGUUCGACUGGAAGCUUGUCAUACAACUUGUCCUAUGGGAAAUCAUUAUGUUCUCAGCCUCGGUGCCAUGAGCGUUUUAAUUUUCAUUUAUUAUAUUUUUUGUGUCCUUUUUUGUUCACGAAACUCCCUGUAGGGUUCGUUCACCGUCUGAAAAUUACUGGAACUUGUAUGUACAAAACACAGGUCAAGGUUCGUGCUACCAGCUUGAAUGUAGAUGCAGGAGACGUUGGAGACAAUACUGAGCUAUGUAUAGACGAUAAUGGAGACGAUAAGGACUAUGUAUAGUGUUGAUGUCAUUCUUAGUGCAAAUCUGAAGUCCAUGAGUGCUGGACUACAUGUGAAUGGACCUGAGUCUGUGAUGGUAGAGAUGCUGUGAGGUUGGCAGCAUGGAGUUGCUGUACAAACGCCUUCGAAACGUUUAUGUCGAAAGGCGUGGUGAGUGGUUGUGAAUUGAGAAUAACUGUCGAGAAAGUACUGUGUAGUGAUCUUUCCCCAGGACUAUUGAAAAGGAUCGGGAUCCCUUCGCGAUGAUGUAUUUCGGUCGUCAAACACCGAUGCAUCAUGGAACUGCUGACGUGGGCGGAAGUUUAUCAGCGUUUGUUGACUGACAACAGUAAAUACACACAUACACUCUGCGUCCAGAUGAUUGGUUACUCGGUGUUUCUUGAUGAUUAUUUUCCGUUGAUACGACGAGAUUGUAAAAGUAUUUUAACAGUACUUUAUGUUUACUAGUUUUUUUUUUAAUUUACCUUUAAUUUUUUUAUUUUUUUAUUUUUUUUUUUAUAAAUUUUUGUUAUUUGUUUAUUUACCCUUUUAUGGGCUGUGGCACUUUAUUACCACUGACAGACCAACAUGGUGAACUUGUCUGAAGCACUGUCUCCCGACUCUCUUGCGGUGCUGCCACAGUAAUUAAAAAAAGUCUUAUUAUUUAAGUUUACAAUUUAUGACAGACCCAUGUCGCUAAACCUUUGUUAAGCUUUCUUUCUUAUUUCGUUCCAUCCUUCAUUAAGUCUCAUUUUCGUUUUCUUUACUCAGUGUUAGGCGUCUGAGGAAAACGGUUAAGUCCUCUUAGGGAAGCCAUUCAGUGAAUGUGAGUCUGUUGAGGUAAAAAAAAAAAGACGUUGCCGUAUUUUCCUGACGUCUACGUUACCUUGGCAACUACUUUCAUCAGACGUUUAAAAAAAAAUGAAGUUUUUUUGUUGUUGUCUUUGUUGUUGUUUUACGAAAAGCAUCGUUGAAGAGGAUCUUUGACCAUCAGCACGAUGCUGUUUGCUGAGCAGUUAUGGGUGGAACAGAGCUUUGUGUCCGACCUUGAUUCCUAAUAAACGAGAAACAGGUUUUCCUUUUUUUUUUUUUUUAUUUCACAUAAGGGUGGUGGAGGACAGGUUGUGAGGUCUUGGACUGAAGCACUGAUCUCUGGGAUUGGGGCAGCACGGUGAAAGGUCAUGAUUCAGUUCUGCGGACAUCGGAUUUCGUGAUAGGGCUGCGGGGUUUUGUUUUGUUUCUGUUUUGUUUUUGUUUGGGGGUUUUUUUUUUUUUUUUUGGUUUCUUUUUGCUUUGGGUUUGAUUUUUGUUUUGUCUUUAAUGAUGUUUCUUUCGUGAAAACAAGGAUGAAGAAAAUAUUCACUGGAAAAUUUACUACAGCGAUGCGAUAUCAAAGAGAUAUAAUUAAAUGAAUGAAAGAGUCGAUGGAUCAAUGAAUAUUUGUUCAAAGCAGCGUAUUUUCCAAAUGGCGUUCAGAAUUGAUUGUAAGUUUGGCCAUUCACAUGCAACAUUAUUCCUGUAACCCUUUCUUCGCCUUCGCAUCUGUGGCGAUGGAGUGGAACAUGUAGUGUGACUGAGAAAUCCAUUAGAAACUUGGCUUGUUUGGUUUCCUAACACUUUUAUGUUUGCCUACUGUCGUAUAAAGUUCUAGAUUUUUCCUUUUUCAAAUCACAUCCUUUCUUUCAUUGAUCAGUGAUAUAAUUUGUCGAAGGAAAUGACCGAACCUUUCGAACCAGCAGCGAGAAACUCUGACCGACUAAACUGAGCAUUUUGCCAGAAAGAAAUGUCAGAAACAAAUAAAAAAAAAUAUUUCUUAAGCCUGGUGUGGGGAUUUUUUUUUCAAAACAAAUCUGCCUCAGUGCACAGAAGGUAGGAAGAUGUUUGCAACGGAAGCAGCUUCCAUUAUGUAACGAACCAGCACAGCAUAACGAGAACAUUCUCCAUUCUGAUUUUUUGAAUAAAGCAGCCUUGUAGUUAUUUGAUGAACAGAGCUCACGUUAUCUGAACACGCAAACAACUAUCGCAAAGCAGUUGUUGAUUACGAUGGUCCUUUCGGGGGUUGUGUUAACUGAGAUGAGGCAAAAACAUUUACCGAUACGAGGGUUGUGACUUCUAUUUUUUCUUUGCCUUUUUUGUGUUCACAGACCCAAGCAACAUGGUUCAUGUGUGAUUGCUCGCGUGUGUGUGUGUGUGUGUGUGAUUGCGUGUGUGUGUGUGUGGCUUUAAUUUAACAUCUGUUCCUUGUGGAAUGUUCCUCUGGCCUGCUGAUGCUUGUUAUCGCCGAGUCUCAGAACCAUAUUAUUAUUAUUGCACAUGAACUCUGACUCUGGUAGAUAGAUAUUUUGUUGUGCAGACCAGGAUGGGAGAAAGAGUUUGGUCAUUAAAAUGUACAAAUCUC
This is a messenger RNA of Pomacea canaliculata, 8356 nucleotides long. Its product is annotated as extracellular serine/threonine protein kinase FAM20C-like. Gene Ontology annotation, biological process: protein phosphorylation. The record is from RefSeq and is a predicted model, not a curated record. Gene Ontology annotation, molecular function: phosphotransferase activity, alcohol group as acceptor. Gene Ontology annotation, cellular component: Golgi apparatus. Lineage: Eukaryota; Metazoa; Mollusca; Gastropoda; Architaenioglossa; Ampullariidae.